This is a messenger RNA of Ricinus communis (castor bean), 1421 nucleotides long. Its product is annotated as cytosolic sulfotransferase 12. The coding region runs from base 162 to 1226 and encodes 354 amino acids. Lineage: Eukaryota; Viridiplantae; Streptophyta; Magnoliopsida; Malpighiales; Euphorbiaceae. The record is from RefSeq and is a predicted model, not a curated record. Gene Ontology annotation, cellular component: cytoplasm. Gene Ontology annotation, biological process: sulfation. The transcript has a single exon. Gene Ontology annotation, molecular function: sulfotransferase activity.
AAUAGACAGCACUGAGAUAAAUAUUUCCCUGUUCUUGGAUGAGUUAGGUGGGUUUUUUACUAUUUGUAUAUAAAUAGAGGUAAUCGCCUUUUAAGGCCAAGCAUAUUUUAUCAAAACCUGACAAAAGAGAAACAAUCCCCUACACACUUCGUUUGACCACCAUGGUAACCCCUCAUCCUCCUUCAGUUCUCACUACCAUGCCAACAGUUUAUCCUCCAACACUUCUCACUUCCAUGCCAGCACUUCAAAUCCCUCCUGAUCUCCCUGCUUACUUGCAAGAAAAGGAUCUUUCCCAAGAAUGCAGGGACUUGAUAGUCUCACUGCCCGCUGAAAAAGGCUGGGUUGCGAAUUAUCUCCAUCAAUAUCAAGGCUUCUGGCACACCACGAGGCAACUAAAAGGCGUGAUAGCUUGCCAAAAUCAUUUCCAAGCUCAAGAGAGUGAUAUCUUCCUUGUCACAACUCCUAAAUCAGGCACUACUUGGCUGAAGGCAAUAAUGUUUGCCUUAGUGAACCGGAAGCAUUUUUCUGACACUAAACAACAGCACCCCUUGCUUACUAAUAAUCCUCAUGUACUUGUUCCUUUCUUGGAGCAUCAAUACAUUGAUACACAACUUCCUGAUUUCACCUCCUUCACUUCUCCGAGACUGUUUUCGACCCAUUUACCUUUUGCUUCUCUUCCAAAAUCCGUGGAGGACUGGGGUUGUAAGCUGGUUUACUUGUGUAGGAACCCUAAGGACACUUUUGUGUCACUUUGGCACUUCACCAACAAGCUGAGACCUAAAGAAAAAGGCGAGAAUUCACUUGAAGAGACCUUUGAUAAGUUCUGUAGAGGUGUGAGUUUGUAUGGGCCAUUUUGGGAUCAUGUUUUGGGGUAUUGGAAGCAGAGUUUGGAAAAGCCUGAAAGGGUAUUAUUCUUGAAGUAUGAAGACUUCAAGGAAGAGCCUAAGGGUCAUUUGAUGAAAUUGUCUGAGUUCCUGAACUGUCCAUUCUCACAAGAAGAAGAAAGUAGUGGUGCUAUGGAUGAAAUCUUGAACUUGUGUAGUUUUGAUUAUUUGAGCAAUCUUGAAGUGAAUAAGACAGGAAAAUUGCCGUCCGGGGAGGAGAAUAGCGCAUUUUUCAGGCGAGGUCAGGUCGGAGAUUCCAAGAGUCAUUUGAGUGCCGAGAUGUCGGAAAAAAUGGACCACAUCACUAAGGAGAAGUUGCAGGUUUCAGGAUUAAAUUUGUAGAUCCAUCUUUAUUUAUUAUAAGCUCAAGUAGUAUUGUCAAAUUGCAUUGUUUAGUGACGUCUAGGUGGCUGCAUUAGUGUGUCUGUUGGUGCUUCUGUCGUAUUACAAUCAAUUAUUAAGUUACAGUCUUUGGUAUGUACAAGGAUGUCUUAUUGGAAGAUAAAUAAAUGUUUAAAUAUAUUAUAAGAUCCUCUA